UUAUGUUUUGCUUGAAGACGAGAAUUUGUUUAUGUGUGUUUUAAGUUAUAUUAAGUUAAAAACAGCUCAUUUAACUUGACCAAAUUUUUUAAUGGUGAUAAUGGAUUCAAGUAAUCCAGCCACUAUAGCCUACGGACAAUAUGUCAUUUUUCAGAGGAAAGAAUACAACAAACUCCAUUUGUUGUCCGAAAAGACAAGUAGUUUAUUUAUGGGCAAGGAUAAAAUUGAAUUAGAUGCAAUUUUUGGGGAAAAACUUGGUUCUACAUUCAAAAUUGUCCCAAAAGUAGGAUGUAAUAGACAGUUUACGCUUCAACUGUGUGAUACAAGUAAUGUUUCCUGUGGUAAAGAAUCUUUAAAAGAGUUAGGCAUAGGCAGUGGAUUGGACAACCGAAGCAUUCGUGAUGAUGGAUCAUCACAGUCGUUGACCUCAGGUAACAUAGAAUUACUAAGAGAUAAAGGUAUCGCUCCUAAAGUUAUAAUUGAGCAGCUCGUAGAAAAUAGCAAAACUUUCCACAUCAAGACAGAAUUUUCCCAGGAAAAAUACAUAAAGAAGAAAGAAAAAAAAUAUUUUGAGUUCAUCACCAUCAAAAGCCCUUCAAUAAGACUAAUAUCAGAAAUAUUUUACAAUAGAGAUUUGCCUAAAUCAGUUGGUAUACGAAGUGACACAAUCUCACAGAUUUCCACAACACUCAACUUGCAACCUAAUGGAAACUAUAUUUUGGUGGAAAAUGGUUUCAGUGGUAUGGUAGCAGCUACUCUUCUUAAUUAUUUAUCAUCCAAUGGAAAAUUGAUUCACAUUACCCCUGGUAACCAAAAUCAAAAACAAGCUGUUCUAGCCAUGAAUUUUUCAAGUGAUCAAAUGUCCCGACUAACAACAAUUCGUUUGUCAACAAUGUUAGAGUUGAUUGAUCAAGCUCAACCAACCAAUAAAAUUUUAGUAGAUAAUAUUACACCCGCAGCUCCUGAAACAAGUGUUACUUCUCUACCAUUAGCUAUAGAAACAAACAACCACACAAAAUCAAAUGAAAGGUGCAGCUUGGAUGAAGAAAAUAAGACAAACUCUAGUUCAAGCCCUGAGCCUCGCAAAAGGAAACAUUCGGAAGAAAAUAUUAGUACUUCAAACACUGAAUCUGGAGGUAAAAAGCCCAGGUGGGCUCUCGAAGCAGAAUUGGCUGUAGAAGUGAUCCAGAAAAAAGUUGAUGGUUUGGUAAUAGUGUGUAAAGAAUAUCCUACCAACAUUCUGAACAAGCUUUUAACCUACCUUUUACCAUCUAGACCCUUUGUAGUGUACUCCCUGUAUCAAGAGCCACUUGUGGCACUCUAUUUGCAGUUGAAACAGAGACACGACAUUGUGUAUUUAAGAAUAACAGAAACUUGGCUGAGGCCGUAUCAAGUUCUGCCUGAAAGAACACAUCCAUUUGUUACAGUUAGCUCAAGCAGUGGUUAUUUGCUGAGUGGGGUCAAAGUUCUUAACAAAUAAUUUUUGUACUUAUAACAGUCAUUAAUUUUUUGUAAUGUUUGAAGAAAUUAAGUUUGAAUUGAAUAAACAGCAUCUAGGUAUUUUUUUACAUGU
Macrosteles quadrilineatus (aster leafhopper) is the source of this 1573-nucleotide messenger RNA. RefSeq names its product tRNA (adenine(58)-N(1))-methyltransferase non-catalytic subunit TRM6 (gene Trmt6). Bases 92 to 1480 code for a protein of 462 amino acids. Gene Ontology annotation, cellular component: tRNA (m1A) methyltransferase complex; nucleus. Lineage: Eukaryota; Metazoa; Arthropoda; Insecta; Hemiptera; Cicadellidae. Gene Ontology annotation, biological process: tRNA methylation. The record is from RefSeq and is a predicted model, not a curated record. The transcript has a single exon.